This is a messenger RNA of Polistes canadensis, 1127 nucleotides long. Its product is annotated as 40S ribosomal protein S5. Lineage: Eukaryota; Metazoa; Arthropoda; Insecta; Hymenoptera; Vespidae. Gene Ontology annotation, biological process: ribosomal small subunit assembly; translation. Gene Ontology annotation, cellular component: cytosolic small ribosomal subunit; ribosome. Bases 389 to 1039 code for a protein of 216 amino acids. Gene Ontology annotation, molecular function: rRNA binding; mRNA binding; structural constituent of ribosome. The record is from RefSeq and is a predicted model, not a curated record. The transcript is spliced from 3 exons.
UCGUUCUAAUUAAUGUUUAUUGAAUUAAAUAAUUAUAAACAUGUUUAUCUUAAUAUUGUCUUUAUAUAUUAAUUAGGUCGGUUUUGACGAUACAAUCAUGUGCCGGACUUAAGACUACUAUUCGAGUCAAAAUAAAUCUCUUAUUGCUACAUUCUUGUUUAAAAUUAUUGUUUUUUUUAUAUAAUUAUAAUCAUUAUCAAAAAAUAUUUUAAUUAAAUCGAUAGAGAUUUGUAAUAUAACAAAUAUUAUUAAUUUUAUAUCAUGUAUUUAUGGAAAUGUGUUGACUAGACAGCAGUCAAAAUCCGGCGAUCGUCACAAGCUGAGGCGUUAGUAUUUCGUGGCUUUUUUAUGUCGGAGUUUUCGUUUAAUGAAGACGUGAAUAUUCACAAUGCCGGAUAUAGAAUCCUUCGAUGAUAUAGUGGUAACUACUACCUCCACUAUACCGGUAGCACUUUCUGCCGAGUUACCAGAAAUCAAAUUGUUUGGUCGCUGGAAUUGUGAUGAUGUACAAGUCAAUGAUAUGUCUUUGCAAGAUUACAUUGCUGUAAAAGAAAAAAAUGCUAAAUAUCUACCGCACUCUGCUGGCCGUUAUGCUGCUAAACGUUUUAGGAAAGCUCAAUGUCCUAUCGUAGAGCGCUUAACAAAUUCCUUGAUGAUGCAUGGAAGAAACAAUGGCAAGAAAUUAAUGGCUGUUAGAAUUGUCAAACACGCAUUUGAAAUUAUUCACCUUCUUACUGGUGAUAAUCCUUUGCAGGUUCUUGUCACAGCCAUUAUUAAUUCGGGACCAAGAGAAGACUCAACCCGUAUUGGUCGUGCUGGUACAGUAAGGAGACAAGCUGUAGAUGUUUCUCCAUUACGUCGUGUUAAUCAAGCUAUUUGGUUAUUGUGCACUGGUGCAAGAGAAGCAGCAUUCCGCAACAUAAAAACAAUCGCUGAAUGUUUAGCUGAUGAACUUAUCAAUGCUGCAAAAGGAUCAUCAAAUUCGUAUGCGAUAAAAAAGAAGGAUGAACUAGAACGUGUCGCAAAAUCUAAUCGAUAAGAACCAUUCAUUUGUUAAGCAUUUACAUAAAUCUUAUGUUUACCAAAAUGUUUAUUCUCAUUAAAUGCCACUUUAUGUAUAUAGUACA